This is a messenger RNA of Periconia digitata, 1454 nucleotides long. Lineage: Eukaryota; Fungi; Ascomycota; Dothideomycetes; Pleosporales; Periconiaceae. The record is from the annotation of a GenBank genome assembly.
GCAUGCUGAUCAAACAACCGAUUCGGGGCUCGUACGGUCGGUAUUGACAGUCAUAUAGGUUGAUUUUGGUUUGAGAUGGUCGUAUAUAAUGUCCGUGAGGCCUCCAGCAAUUUGACGCACACCAUUGAAAACACCCCUCAGUCCCCCAAAUCCGAAUUAGCCACAUUUUUAGUAUGAUGAUAGUCAAUGAGAAAAGAAGCCACCAACCAAAGCCACCCAAACUAAGGUCAGCUUGCAACCCAUGCAAUGCCGCAAAGGUCAAAUGUAGCGGGGAGCUGACCGGUUGUACCCGCUGUCAAGACUUCGGCACUAAGUGUAUAUACGUCGAGUCAAGAGUCGGCAAGGUUCAAGGUGUACGGGCGAGACGAAGAAGGUCGGAACAGAAACCUGUGUCAUCCGCCGAUGUUCCUUGUCCAAGGACUGUGGACAAUUCUAUUCGAGUCGAGAGGAGCAACGAAGCCCAUACUGAAUCACCACAAGCAUCGCCGCAGAGAUCCAACGCCACCCCCAACUCACUUGACCGAGCGCUACAUGGUUGGUCUCCAGAACCAUGGCAUUCGGAAAUCUGGGAUGAUAGUGGUCUUGAUCUUAGUGGUGUCAAUCGAAAUUUCCCUACAACAUCAUCGGAUUUCGCUGAGUCCGUGAAUGCAGUAGAUGCAAUGGUCUUGUCCGCCGACAACAGCACAGCUAGUUUCAAUCUCGCUUCCUAUUUGGAUAAUACCCAUUUCGAUGGCUCUGUCACGGAUACCGGCGUCGGAGGUCCUAAUUCCAGCAUUGCGGAAAACGCCCAAGAAACUGCGCGUUCCCCUCCCACCGAACGUACCCUAGAUUCUUUUUCCAAUCCUGCGACCAACACGACAUCACAGCAACAUCCUGCAUCAGUUUCUGCAGAAACAAAUCGAGGCACUCGUACGCUGGAGAGCAUAUGUGUACUGCAAUGUACAAAGAUCGUCAUGGCGCUGGAGAAUUACCUACUUCAUGAACUGAAAGUCUUUGACCUCAUUUUGGGAACAGUUCGCUCCGCUACCGACGAGGUGACUAAGAUCAUACAGCAUCAAGAAGGGUCACGGUCUGAUCGCUGUAUCUUCCUACUUCUCACCAUCAUGUCACAGCUGGUAGCCUUGCUCGAAAUCGGUUCCAGAGUAACACAGGAAGAAGAACCUCAAAAUCAGGCAGGCUUUGCGGGUAAACCUCUGGGAAGUGCGUCAAAUUUCGGCUUCAGCGCAUUUGAUUUAGAUCCCGAGGAACAAAAAGACUGGCAAAUCCGCAAAAUCCGUCGAGAAUGUCAACACAUCCGGCAGAUGCUAGGGAAAAUAACUGUUCUCGCGAUUUCCGGCGCUGAGGGCAUAGAUCAAACCACUUCUCUUCAACGCGAAGAGAGAUCAGCAUGUUUCAGAGGGAUUGAGUACCGGCUGAAGGCUUUGUGUGAGGCUACGGGUGAGUAUUCGAUGUGA